CCUCUUCUCUCCUUCAUUGAAUCUCUUCAUCUCUCUGUGUCUCUCCUCCGGUCCUCCGGUCUCUGCUAUGACAGCUCACACCAGCGGCGUGUUGCCCGAUCUCAGACCGUCAACCCGUCACCGGUUGUCCUGUCCAAACCUUAACAUGGACAUGUGUGUGGGGGAUAUUCGUGAUUGAUCCUCGGGUAUUUUUUUUUUUUUUUUUUUUUUUUAAUUUUUGUUUUGUAUCUUUUUUUUUGUAAUAAAAACGAAAGAAAAAGGAGGAGGGGGGGCGGCCGUCCUAUUUUACCCCCCUCCGCUUCCUUCAGCCAAGCAGAGCGGCAAGGUGGGGAGAAGGCUUUAAAAUUAAGCCGGCUUGGAUUUAUUUAAUAGCGAAAUGACGGAUUUGUUGGCACCGGAGCUACUGCUGAGGAGGAGGAGGAUGAAUGGGAAGAAAACGGGGAGGCUAAGACGCGACCUCCCGCUUCUCCUCCUGCUGGGGCUUCUCAUCGGGGAUUUCUCCUCGUCCAAGGCUGAAUCUUGUGGCGGCGUGGUCCAAGGCCUGAACGGCACCAUAGAGUCACCCGGAUUCCCCCACGGCUAUCCCAACUACGCCAACUGCACGUGGCUGAUAAUCACAGGGGAGAGGAACCGCAUCCAGCUAACCUUCGUCACGCUGGCACUGGAGGAAGACUUUGAUAUUGUAUCAGUUUACGAUGGACAGCCGUCGCCUGGCAACUUAAAAAUGAGGUUGUCGGGAUUCAUGCUGCCUUCCCCUAUAGUCAGCAGCGGAUCCAUAUUGGCCUUGUGGUUUACCACGGACUUCGCAGUGAGUGCACAGGGCUUCAAAGCUGUAUACGAAGUCCUGCCCAGUCACACAUGUGGCACCCCAGGCCUCAUUCCAAAUGGAGUCAUUCAUGGCUCCCGGUACAACAUGGGGGACAAGAUCCGCUACAGCUGUGAGUCAGGUUAUGUGCUGGAGGGACACAGUAUCCUCACAUGCAUUGUAUCACCUGGCACUGGAGCACAGUGGGACUUCCCAUCUCCAUUCUGUAGAGCGGAGGGAGCGUGUGGUGGUACGCUGCGAGGCACCGCGGGUUCGAUAAUCAGCCCCGGAUACCCUGCAGAGUAUGAAAACAACCUGGACUGCACCUGGUCAAUCCUCGCUGAACCCGGGGACACAAUAGCCCUCGUCUUCAAUGACUUCUUAUUAGAGGACAAAUACGACUUCCUGGAAAUCAGCGGGACGGAAGCGCCAAGCAUAUGGCUGACUGGUACCACUCUGCCAUCGCCGGUUAUCUCAAAUAAGAACUGGCUUCGGAUACAUUUCACGUCAGACAGCAACCACAGAAGAAAAGGAUUCAGUGCUCAGUACCAAGUGAAGAAAGCAAUAGAGUUAAAGUCCAGAGGGGUGAAGAUGAUGCCCAGCAAAGAGUCCAGUCACAAAAAUGCAGUCUUGAGUCAGAGUGGUCUUGCCGGUGAUGUUUGUCCAGAUCCCGGAGUUCCUGAAAACGGCAAGAGGAUGGGCUCUGCCUUCCAAAUUGGCUCCAGUGUCCAGUUCAGUUGUGAUGACAGCUAUGUACUACAGGGAUCUAAAAGUAUCACCUGUCAACGAGUCACUGACACACUGGCUGCCUGGAGUGACCACAGACCCAUCUGCAGAACUCGUACCUGUGGCAGUAACCUGAGGGGGCCCAGAGGGGUCAUAACUUCUCCUAACUACCCUGUUCAAUAUGAGAACAAUGCACACUGUGUGUGGGUCAUCACUGCAAUGGACACUGGGAAGGUAAUAAAGCUGUCAUUUGAAGAGUUUGAUCUGGAAAGAGGAUAUGACACACUCACUGUGGGAGAUGGAGGCAAGAUAGGAGAUACUCGGAGGGUACUCUAUGUACUCACCGGCUCCAGUGUCCCUGACCUCAUCGUUAGCUUGUCCAAUCAGAUGUGGUUACACCUGCAGUCGGACGAUACGAUCGGCUCCGCUGGCUUCAAGGCAGUGUAUGAAGAGAUCGAACGAGGAGGCUGCGGCGAUCCUGGGGUGCCGGCAUUCGGCCGUCGUAGCGGUGAUCGCUUUCAGCACGGUGACGUCCUGACCUUCUUUUGUCAGUCAGCCUUUGAGCUCGUUGGAGAAAGAACCAUCACAUGCCAGCACAACAACCAGUGGUCUGGCAAUAAACCAAGUUGUGUCUUCUCCUGUUUCUUCAACUUCACGGCUCCAUCAGGGACUGUAUUGUCCCCGAACUACCCCGAGGAGUAUGGUAAUAACCUGAAUUGUGUGUGGUUGAUUAUCUCUGAACCGGGAAGCCGGAUUCAUCUCCUCUUCUCUGACUUCGACCUGGAGCCACAAUUCGACUGGUUGGUGGUCAAAGAUGAAGGUCUGUCUGAGCCAACAACAUUUGGGACCUUCUCAGGGAAAGACGUUCCUUCACAGAUCGCCUCGAAUGGACACAUCAUGAGACUGGAAUUUCAGUCUGAUCAUUCUAAUACGGGGAAAGGCUUCAAUAUCAGCUAUACUACGUUUGGUCAAAAUGAAUGUCAUGACCCGGGAGUCCCUGUCAACGGUCAAAGGUACGGUGACCAGUUCCAGCUUGGCAGCUCGGUGGCUUUCCGCUGUGAUCAAGGAUUCAUAAGAACACAGGGGUCUGAUCAGGUCACUUGCAUCAUUCAGGAUGGAAAUGUCGUUUGGUCUGCGGCUGUACCUCGUUGUGAAGCUCCCUGCGGAGGCCACCUUACAGCUCCGACUGGCGUCCUGCUGUCUCCUGGUUGGCCUUCCUUUUAUAAAGACUCUCUGAACUGCCAGUGGGUGAUUGAGGCGCAGACAGACCACGCUGUAAAGAUACACUUUGACAAGUUUCAGACGGAGGUCAACUAUGACACGCUGGAGAUCAGGGAUGGCCCCUCUGUCUCCUCUCCGCUGAUCGGUGAAUACCACGGCACCCAAGCGCCUCAUUUCCUGAUUUCCACCACCAACUUCCUGUUCCUGUUAUUCACAACGGACAACAGCCGCUCCGCAGCAGGCUUCAGCAUCAGAUAUGAAAGUGUGAAGAUGGAGUCAGACUCUUGUCUCGAUCCCGGAAUCCCAGUCAAUGGUCGUCGCCAUGGCAGCAGCUUUUCCAUUGGCUCCCGCGUCUCAUUUGCGUGUGACCCGGGGUACACACUCAGCGAUCAGGAGCCGAUCAUUUGCGAUCAGAAUCAUCAGUGGAGUCACGCUCUUCCCAGUUGUGAUGCUCUUUGUGGAGGCUAUGUUUAUGGUAAGACUGGGACAAUUCUGUCUCCCGGCUUUCCUGACUUCUACCCCAAUUCUCUGAACUGCACCUGGACUAUAGAGGUGUCUCACGGGAAAGGAGUCCAUCUGGUUUUCCACACGUUCCAUUUGGAGGAGAACCACGACUACCUGUCCAUCACCGAAGACAGCAACUUCCUGGUUCCGGUAGCUCGACUCACCGGCUCAGUGCUGCCCCCAAGUGUUAAAGCUGGACUCUUUGGGAACUUCAGCGCUCAGCUGAGAUUCAUAUCAGAUUUCUCCAUGAGUUACGAAGGAUUUAACAUUACUUUCUCAGAGUACGACUUAGAGCCAUGUGAGGAUCCUGGCGUACCAGCAUAUAGCCGGAGGAUGGGAUUUAGAUUUGAAGUUGGCGACUCGCUGGCCUUCUCUUGUUUCCAUGGCUACCGACUUGAGGGAGACAGCAAGAUCACUUGUCUGGGAGGAGGCAGGCGAGUCUGGAGCAACACGCUACCACGAUGUAUAGCCGAGUGUGGAGCCUCCUCACUAGGACCAGAAGGCAUUCUCCUGUCUCCCAACUUCCCCUCCAACUAUGAUAACAACCAUGAGUGCAUCUACCGGAUCACGACUGAAAAGGGCAAAGGAAUCAGGCUGAAAGCCGAGAGCUUCUCAUUGCAAGACGGAGACUAUCUCAAGGUGUAUGAUGGAGAAAACACUUCAUCCCGUCUCCUCGGGAACUUCACACGUGAGAGCAUGAUGGGCUAUGUCAUCAAUAGUACGUCCAAUCACCUGUGGCUGGAGUUCAAUAGCAAUGCCUCCGGGACCGAUCAGGGCUUCCGCCUCACAUACACAAGUUUUGACCUUGUACGCUGCGAGGAACCGGGUGUCCCGAAUUAUGGCUAUAAGAUCCAGGACGAUGGCCAUUAUGCCAACACUUUUGUCCUGUACUCCUGCAACCCUGGAUACAGUCUCCAUGGCAGCAGCACACUGACCUGUCUCAGUGGGGACCGACGUGUCUGGGACAAGCCACUUCCUUCCUGUAUCGCGGAGUGUGGAGGUCAUAUAACUGGAGCAGUCUCUGGACGGAUUCUGUCUCCAGGAUACCCCGCUCCGUACGACAACAAUCUGCACUGUACCUGGACCGUAGAGGCUGAUACAGGCAAGACAAUCAGCCUCCACUUCAUUGUCUUUGACACCGAGGUCGGCCACGAUAUUCUGAGAGUUUGGGACGGUCCAUCUGGGCCAUCGGACGGUGGCAUCCUGUUGAAAGAAUGGUCCGGCCCGGCCCUACCUGAAGAUAUCCACUCCACUUUCAACAUACUGACGCUGCAGUUUGAUUCUGAUUACUUCAUCAGCAAGCAAGGAUUUUCUAUACAGUUCUCUACCACAACAGCAACGACCUGCAACGACCCGGGCAUCCCUGUCAAUGGUUCACGGUACGGCGACAGUAAGGAGCCCGGUGACAGCAUGACGUUCCAAUGUGACCCCGGCUACCAGCUGCAAGGCCAAGACACCAUCACGUGCGUGCGGAUGGACAACAGAUUCUACUGGCAGCCUGACCCUCCAACAUGCAUCGCGACCUGUGGUGGAAACGUCAGCGGCCCUUCUGGAGUGAUUCUGUCUCCCAACUACCCUCAGCCUUACCCGGCCGGGAAAGAGUGUGACUGGAGGGUCAGAGUCAACCCUGACUUCGUCAUUGCCCUCAUCUUCAAAAGUUUCAACAUGGAGCCGAGUUAUGACUUCCUGCACAUCUACGAGGGCGAAGACUCUAAUGGGCCGCUACUUGCAAGUCUCCAAGGCAACCAGGCCCCGGAGAGGAUAGAGAGCAGUGGUAACAGUCUCUUCUUGGCAUUCAGAUCUGACGCCUCGCUGGGCAUGUCUGGGUUCGCCAUUGAAUACAGAGAAAAACCGAGGGAGGCCUGUUUUGACCCAGGCAACAUUAUGAACGCCAGUCGGACAGGUUACGACUAUAAACUGGGAUCUCAGGUGUCCUACAGCUGUCACCAUGGCUACACAACAGUGGGCGGGGACACCAUCACUUGUGUCAUGGGGAAUGACGGGAAGCCAGUGUGGGACCGGGCGCUGCCAUCGUGUAAAGCUCCAUGUGGAGGGCAGUAUGGCGGAUCUGAAGGUGUUGUUUUGUCCCCAAACUAUCCUCUAAACUACACUACCAGACAGACUUGCUCCUAUCACAUCACUGUGUCCCCACAGUUUGUGGUGUUUGGUCAGUUUGCUGUCUUCCAGACAGCAAUGAAUGACUCAGUGGAGCUGUUUGAUGGAGCCAAUGACAAUGCCCGACUGCUCAGCUCCCUGGCUGGGUCACAUUCAGGAGAGACAUUGCCACUGGCAACUUCCAAUCAGAUCAUGCUCCGAUUUAAUGCCAAGAGUGGCCAGUCAGCCAGAGGCUUUCACUUUGUCUACCAAGCUGUGCCUCGCACCAGUGAUAGUCAGUGCAGCUCAGUGCCAGAGCCUCGGUACGGCAGGCGGAUCGGUUCAGAGUUUUCAGCUGGCUCGGUGGUUCGGUUCGAGUGCAGUCCAGGUUAUCUACUCAAAGGAUCCAGUGCAAUCCACUGCCAGGCCGUGCCGGGUGCCCUCGCACAGUGGAACGCAACAACACCAACCUGCAUAGUUCCCUGCAGUGGCAACUUGACUGAACGACGUGGUACAAUACUGUCUCCUGGCUAUCCUGAACCCUACCCAAACAGUCUCAACUGUCUGUGGAGGAUCCACGUCAGUGAAGGGGCCGGGAUACAGAUCCAAGUAAUGACGUUUGCCACUGAGCACAACUGGGACUCUCUGGAGAUCUACGAUGGAGGGGACAUGACAGCUCCUAAAUUAGGGUCAUUUUCUGGAACAACAGCUCCUGCUCUCCUCAACUCAACAUCCAAUCAGCUCCUUCUGCACUUCCAGAGUGACAUCAGCGUGGUGGCCGCAGGUUUUCACCUAGAAUACAAGACGGUUGGUCUUACUACGUGCCCAGAGCCAAUGAUUCCAGCCAAUGGCAUUAAAAUAGGAGACAGAUACAUGGUCAACGAGGUGGUUGCCUUCACUUGUGAACCUGGUUACACAUUACAGGGUCACUCUCACAUUUCCUGCAUGCCUGGAACUGUUCGCCGAUGGAACUACCCACCACCUCUUUGCAUAGCUCGUUGUGGCGGGGUGCUGUCUGAGAUGAGCGGUGUCAUCCUUAGCCCAGGUUUCCCAGGCAACUACCCUGGCAACCUGGACUGCACCUGGCAAAUCACCCUGCCAACUGGAUAUGGAGCCCAUAUUCAAUUCCAAAACUUCUCUUCAGAAGACAACCAUGACUUCCUAGAGGUUAGGGCUGGACCACAACACAGCUCUGCACUUAUUGGACAGUUUACUGGCUCACAGAUCCCACCGCCUUUGCUGAGCACUACCCACCUGACGAUCAUCCACUUCUACAGCGACCACUCAGAGAACAGGCCCGGUUUCAAACUGACUUAUCAGGCCUAUCAACUUCAGAACUGCCAGGAUCCUCUUCCUUUCCCCAACGGAGACAUCAUCAACAGUGACUACAGCGCUGGCCAGUCUGUAACUUUUCAGUGCUACCCUGGUUAUGUUUUGAUUGGACACACGGUGCUAACAUGUCUGCACGGGACCAACCGGAAGUGGAACCACCCGUUUCCACGUUGCGAGGCUCCUUGCGGCUAUAAUGUCACAGCUGAAAAUGGGACCAUCUAUUCACCUCAGUACCCCAAUGAAUACCCAAACUCCCAAGAUUGCAGCUGGCUCAUCACUGUUCCCCACGGACAUGGAGUUUAUAUCAACUUUACCUUAUUGCAGACAGAGCCUGUCACUGAUUACAUCGCCAUCUGGGACGGCCCAGAUACCUCCAGCCCUCAGCUGGGAGUCUUCAGCGGCAACACAGCAUUAGAAUCAGCCUACAGUACCAGCUCCAAGGUCCUGAUCCGCUUUCAUUCAGAUUUUUCCACUGGAGGCUUCUUCAUUCUCAACUUCCAUGCAUACCGUCUGAAGAAGUGCCCUCCUGCUCCUGUCGUGGAGAACGCGGAGGUGAUCUAUGAGGAUGAAGACUUUCAGAUAGGUGAUAUUGUGAAGUAUCGCUGUUUACCUGGAUACACACUGGUUGGAAAGGCAGAGCUUAUGUGUAAGCUAAAUUCCCAUUUGCUCUUUGAAGCCCCGGCCCCAUCAUGUCAAGCCCAGUGCCCAGCCAAUGAGGAACGCUUUUCAUCAUCAGGAGUGAUAUUGAGCCCCGGGUUUCCUAGCAACUAUCCAAACAGCCAGACAUGCUCCUGGCUGCUACGUAUGAUUCCAGGUUACACCAUCAAUAUCUAUGUCGAGAUGUUCCACAGCGAGAAGCAGUUUGAUGAACUGGAGAUUUUUGAUGGAUCCUCAGGACAAAGCCCUUUGCUUGUUGCUCUCAGCGGGAACCACUCAUCUCAGCUGAACUUCACUUCUAAAACAAACCAGCUCUACCUGCGAUGGUCUACUGACCACGCAACCAACAAGAGAGGAUUCAAGAUACGAUACUCAGCUGCCUAUUGCAGUAUUAAUGAUUCUCCAGCGAAUGGCGGUGUGGUCAACCGAACCAAACUUCGUCCAGGUAGCAGACUUCAGUUCUUUUGCAACCGUGGUUACCGCCUGGUGGGUUCAAGCAAUGCCACCUGUCGGCUCGACUCAAACGGGCUUUACCAGUGGGAUACGCCGCCACCUUUUUGUCAAGCUGUGUCAUGUGGAAUACCUCAGUUACCGGGCAAUGGCAGCGUCCAUGCUUACCAGUAUACUGUUGGUAGCCAGGUCACCUACCAAUGUAACCAUGGUUACCACCUUGACCCAGGUGUUCCGAUGACAGCGGUGUGUUUGGAGGAAGGCACCUGGAGUAAUGCUGCCUCAGUUCCCAGAUGCCUGCCGGUCCACUGCCCAAGCAUUGAGGGCAGCUUGUCAGAUCACAUGACCUACCGCCUGCUCUCUGGUCGGCUAGGAGAGUUUGGUUCUAUGGUGAUGCUGGAAUGCUCAACAGGAUAUUAUUUGGGUCUGGGGCACCGGACUCUCCGCUGCCUUGCCAAUGGGACCUGGGAAGGGUCAAACGACCUAGCUAUUUGCAAGAUCAUCUCCUGUGGGGAACUUCCAUCUCCUCCCUUCGGCACCAAACUGGGAACAUUGACCACAUUCGGAGCAACUGCAAUCUUUAUGUGCAACCAUGGUUACACAUUGGUGGGGUCACAUGUCAGAGAGUGCGGGGCUAAUGGGCUGUGGAGUGGUGCAGAGACCAGAUGUCUAGCUGGUCACUGUGAUUCUCCAGACCCUAUAGUCAAUGGCCACAUUAGCGGAGACGGCUCGAGUUAUCGAGACACAGUUGUGUACCAGUGCAUGUUAGGAUAUCGCCUAAUCGGCACAUCGGUCAGAAUUUGCCAGCAAGACCAUCGAUGGUCUGGAACAACCCCUGUCUGUGUCCCCAUCACUUGUGGUCACCCAGGCAACCCAGCCAAUGGGCGGACCAACGGCAGCGAGUUCAACCUCAAUGAUGUAGUCAACUUCACCUGCAACAGAGGUUACGUCCUCAGCGGAAACGCUCGUGCCCAGUGCCGACUCAAUGGACAGUGGAGCAGCCCCCUACCAGUCUGCAAAGUGGUGAAUUGUUCAGACCCCGGUCACGUGGAAAAUGGCGUGCGCCAGUCAGGCCUACAUUACCCAGAAAUCUUCAGCUACGGUGUAACCGUGGCAAUCCACUGCAAACGAGGCUUCUACCUUCUGGGCUCGGCACUCCUUACAUGCCUGCACGAUGGAGUGUGGGACCGACCAACCCCUCGAUGCCUAGCUAUUUCCUGUGGUGACCCUGGUGUACCCCCUAAUGCAGUAGUAUCUGGGACCCACAGUUGGACGUAUGGUUCAGUACUGCAGUACUCCUGUCUGCCUGGUGGGGUGCUGGUGGGUAACGUCACACGACACUGUCAGGAGGACGGAACAUGGAGUGGAGCACCACCGUACUGUACUGGUGUGAGUGCUGGAAUCUGUGGAGAUCCAGGGAUCCCUCCCCAUGGUACCCGUCUUGGAGGGGAAGAAUUUAAAACUAAGAGCCUUCUGCGUUUCAGCUGCGAGGCAGGAUACAACCUGAUUGGCUCUGCUGAAAGGACCUGCCUUCACAACGGCACCUGGAGCAGCACACAGCCUGUCUGUCAAGCUGUAUCCUGUGGUAACCCUGGCACCCCGGCCCACAGCAGAAUUGUCUUCAGCGACGGCAUCACCUUCGGCAGCUCAGUGGCUUAUGCGUGCUGGGAAGGCUUCAAAACAUCAGGCCUGACCACCAGGCACUGCACGACAAAUGGGACGUGGACGGGACAACCCCCAGACUGCACUGUGAUCAGUUGCGGGGACCCUGGGCCUAUUGGCAAUGGGAUCUAUAUAGGAAGUGAGUUUAACUUCAACCACACAGUGACCUACCGCUGUAACCCUGGUCACCUGACGGAACCACCAGGACGGAGCGUUCUGCGCUGCACUAAAGACGGAACCUGGAACCAGACCAAACCUAGCUGUAGAGUGAUCCAGUGUGGACCUCCACCUCCAGUGACCAAUGGGAAGGUGGAAGGGACCGACCACUCCUGGGGGUCGAGUGUUAGCUACAGUUGUUUCCAUGGAUAUCAGUUGUCCACGCCGGCUGUGCUAACCUGUGAGGGGAACGGGACUUGGACCGGAGACGUACCACAGUGUCUGCCGGUUCUAUGUGGGGAUCCUGGCUCUCCUGGAGGAGGUUUUAGAGAGGGGAACAUCUUUUCAUAUCGGUCAGAGGUCAGGUUCUACUGCCAUUCUCCCUAUCUGCUGGUGGGCUCUGCAUCCAGAGUCUGUCAAGCUGACGGAAUUUGGAGUGGCCAACAACCAGCGUGUAUAGACCCAGCCUUCAACAGCUGUCGUGAUCCAGGAACACCAGCCUAUGGUAUCCCGGUAGUGGCCCAAGGCUUUCAGGUUGGCAGUAAGAUUUCCUUCAAGUGCCGUAAAAACUAUCACAUACUUGGUUCAACAACAAGAACGUGCCUAGAAAACCUAACCUGGAGUGGAACUCAACCAGAGUGCAUAGCUCAUUCAUGCCGACAGCCAGAGACCCCCAGUAAUGUAGAUGUUAGAUCCAUGGACCUGCCUACCUUGGGAUACACCCUGAUAUACACCUGUCAAGAAGGCUUCUAUCUGGCUGGAGGAUCAGAGCACAGAACCUGCAAGAGUGACGGGAGAUGGUCGGGGAAACCACCUCUCUGUAAAGUCGGAGUGAAAGUCAAUCCCAAAGGCAGAGGAGAGUCAGAUGUCCAGAAGAACAAGAUACGUGUUCCGGUGGACGUCUUCUCUCCAAACUCUGAGUGGAGCGGUUUCUACGAGUAUCUGGGGAAGAGACAGGCCACCACAUUUACAGUUACCGGGUUCAAUGCUACCAGUGGAAGAGUCAACGUCACAUUACUGGAGACCAGCGGAGUGUCGAUAAGAUUAUCAGGUACCUACAAGUCAGAAGAGAACCAGCUGCUGUUGAAGGUUUACCAAGUGAAGGGGCCCACAGAGCACUACUACAGCAAGUUUAAAAAUGACAACUGGGCAAUGGAUGGAUAUGUUACUGCAGAAUCCGACCAGAAGACUUUUGUCUACCAGGGUCACAUUCACAGCAAAGAUUUUGGCAAGUUCCUUUUGACGAGACAAGGACCUGUAACCAUGGCAAUGGACCCGUCAAACCCUUACACGAACAGCAGCUCCGUGGCAGCAGCCAUCUUAGUCCCCUUCUUUGCCCUCAUCCUCUCUGGAUUUGCCUUCUACCUCUACAAGCACAGGGCAUUGUCUGCUGACACAGAUGACAAUGAGAGACCAAAAGACACCUGGGGGCCUGGCGGCAGGACACGUCCGAAGGUCCAGUUCAAUGGCUAUGUCGGCCAUGAGAGCUCCAAUGGUCAGGCAUCAUUUGAAAAUCCAAUGUAUGACACCAACAUGAAGCCCACUGAGGCUAAGGCAGUUCGAUUUGAUACCACGCUCAAUACAGUCUGCACUGUGGUAUAGUCCAGCGAACCUGCCACUACAGAUGAAGUGGUUCAGUCCAGCCGCCACGUUGCAGCCCGUGGUGUGGUUUAACCAAACAAAUAUGAAAAAAAAACAAAGGAAAUCAGACGUAUUUUUUGGACUCGUCAAUAUGAGCAGUCUUUGUGUAGCAUGCUGGUCCCUUCUCAGCAGAAUCUGCGCAGUGACACAGCUCUAUUCCACUUUCCUAGCUGAACAAGGGUAUUAGCCACCUUUAAUCCUAAAGGGAAAACCAAUUGAACCCAAUGAACAAGGGCAUAGAAAACUCUGUCAUGAAAUAGCAUUAAGUCGGUUGUUCAGGAGAUCAGUGCUGUGGACUGGUCUUCUCCUUGAGCACUGUUGCAGUUCACACAGGGAUAAACAAAGAUAGAUAAUUAGUUUCCUAGUCCAGUGCCAGCUGACGUACAAAAUGUAUCUUGUCCCUUCUCUUUAACUUCUAUAGAAGGGCUUUGAAUGACCAAGUGUCAUAUGGCCCUCUGAUAACUUCCCUACAGCGGUUUACCCUAAUCUGUCCCCAUAUUCCAAUGCAAAAUUUGCACAGAAUUAAAGACCUACAAACUCCCCUGCUGCAGGCCAGACUUGGGUUUGACCAAUGAAAGGUUCUACCCUCAGGGGAAGCACAUAGACUCUUCCACUCCAAACACUGGGUGGUUCCUAUAUGUGAACGUAAAACAUCACUGGUACUGGACCAAAGCCCUACCAUAAUGCAGACUUGACGGCCCUGACAUAAUGACACUUUGGUGGAAUACCAUUAGCUGUGAGACUGACUACAAAAUGCAGUCCGGGCAUUGUUAAGAUAAAACAGACCUUCCAAGAAGAUGACACUCUCAUUAAAUACUGGACACUAGCAACAAAUUAGUGGUAAGACUGGUAGAUGAUUAGUGCUAAACAAGUUAUGGUCAAAGAGCAGUUUCAUGUAAGUUUGAAAUGUUUUAGCCUACUUGGAGAGCUGACUGAGUUAGGUUUAAUAUAGCAGGACAAUCACAGCGUUAACAGUUAAUGGAUAUUCAGAUGGGUUCCUGUAAUUGUCUCUACCUUCUGUCACUAUAUUGCCUUUUAUGACAAUGUCUACCCAGAGUUUAUGGCAACUAAUUAGGCUAAAACAUACCAAGCCAAGUUCUUACAAACAGUGUCUCCCCAAGGGUGAUAUUAGAACCUGUUCAAGAACUUGUUUUGGACAAUAUUACAAAGAGCUACUACACACUUAAAGUCAGCCCGACGGCCUACAAUAUUCCACUGUAGCACUCGACAGACUCUGCUGAACCAGAAAACCAGACAUUUGAGUUGCCAGGUUGGUCUACACAAAAAGACUGGUUUCCGGAGGCCUGUCUAACACAAUCAAAGAGUCUGAGAAGUGAUUCUUGCUCUUGGACUGGCCAGGAUUCUGUCCUUGGUGACUGAACAAGUGGAAGCCUGGAGGCAAUAAGCUGUCAGGAUCGCCGACUGCUGCAAUCCGCUGUGGCCAAAUCCAGGAAAUGAUUUGUCUUCUCCUAAUUCUGGUUGGGACUAAGUGAUGACUGAUAUAUUUUUUUCUACAGUAUUCUCUCCAGCCACAAAAAUCAGAAGUAGAUGAACUGAUUAACAGGCAGACUGGUUGACUGACAGAAAUCAGACAGACGGACACAGACAAACGGACAGAUAGACAACUCUGUCAGUCGCGCAGAGACAAGGACAUGUUAUUAUGGAAACAGAGGCAAAUAGCUGUCUCUGAUUGUCUCUUCUGGCAUUUUUCUUCAGUGAAGAUAUUGAUGAACAGGCGCAUAUGUUCAUAAGCCCAGUGGCCCCAUGGGACUUCCCAAACCACUGCUGCUGGGGACCCCAAAAUAUAAACUUUAUAUAAACCGCACAAAUUUUGCACUAGUGUGUUUUUCUGACUGGGUUAUGAAAAAAAAAGAAAAAAAAAGAAUAAUUUUUGGGUCUGAAAUGGGUUUGAAAAACAAGUCAUUCAAAAAAAGAGAAUUUUAUUCAGAAACUUCUAUCUUUACGAAGAAGGCAAAAUGACUAAAUACAGGGUUACAGAGUGUUUGUAUAUACACAUUUAUAUUUCACACUCCCUGUUAGCAGAAGGUGUGACCACACAUGCUAUACUGUUGUUUAUUUCGUUGCCAUGACAACAUGCUAGCCAACCAGGAAGUUGGGAGCGGUCCACCCGCGGACCUCCAAACAGGGAAGGUAAUGGUGUCACAUAGUUCUUGCCUUUUCUUUGUUGUUUCUGAAAGCUGAUGCUGAAUCCUGCUACUGACAUGAGCAAGAAACACACAGAAAGCCUCUCAUUCAUAAUACGCAGUAUGGCUCCAGGGAAACAUUGGUGCCACACUGCUAGUUUGAUAUACAGACAAAUAUUAAGCAGUUUAGGAUACUAUAAAAGUAAAGUAGUAAGGUAAAGUGUUGGGUCAGUAUGGGCUGACAGCUGAUCACUCGUAGCGGUGCACGGUGCAGGCUUUCAGAAACAGCACGUGGCUUUUUCUCUUUAAAAAGAUGUGUUGUCAGUGCUCCCUUCCACUCACAUUAUCGUGCAUCCUUUCAACACAUUGCACAAAACUUUAUUUGAACACACCUUUUUAAAGAGCACAGCGUGGUCUGUUUGAGGAUCGGUCAUUUUAGGCAGAGGGGGGAAGAAAAAAAAUAAAAACGAUGUAGAGUAUGAAGACAACAUGCACAAUUAUUGUUGUCGACAGUUAUCAUCCCCUGAGCCCCUCCAUGGUUUAAGAAAUACCUCGUGUGCAGAGAGCAAGUUACGUCCUACUUAUCAAUGCUGGAACCUCACUGCAACAAAUAUACAAGCUUAGCGAGUGAGACCCGGCCCGCUUAUUUCCUGGUAUUUGAAGUCAAAUUGCCAUCCUAACGCACUCUGAGUCUGCAGGCUACAAGGAAAAUCAAGUCACUCACCAAGCUUGUUAUUUCUCGCAGUGUCCUCUCAAAAUACUUUUAUUUUUCAGAAGAUGCUGCACUUGGUUUUGAUCACAGAUGUAACUGCUUUUAAUGUGUCUUUCGGUGUCUUUAAACCCUGUGUCUUGUUCCACACUUCAUGUGCAUUAGGUUUUAUGCAUACGUCAUUUGCUUUAAUCUGCAUGAUGUCCAAAAUGACAUUCUGUUCAUGAUUUCAGCCUUUCAGCCAUAACCCCUACCCUGUCAUAUAUCAACACACAAACUGUCAUAUAUCUAUGAACAAUAAAUCACAAACAUGCUCAUUGUCAAAUACAUCAUCAGAUGGUGAAAACUUACCACAGACAAACUGGUGGUUGUGUUACGUUGCAGUGUGAUAUUCCAGGCAAAGAAUCAUUUCAAUGAAAUCAGAGAAGCAUUCGACAUGAGUAGGUUUGUCACGUCCACCUGCUAAGAGAUGAGUAAGAAUGAACGAACAAACAAAUGUUUUUUUCUCUUUAUAUUUUCGGCUCAUUUAUUUGAAAAUGAGUACAAACCUGAAUUCUGCAAUUGAAAUGCCCUGAAACAACGGUGAUUAUGUAUGGAAGCCGUUGGCUUCAUGAUAUCCAUUGUGAGCCCGACAUUUGCGACCUCGGUGUCACGGUCAUAGUCACGCAGACAAAAGUAGCACAAGCGCGAUGCACAAUAAAAACAAUCAGACAUGUGCUGCAGCUAAAAUAGCUUCCAGUAGUUCACCAAGUGCAGAGACGUGCAUUCAGAGAUGUCUUCGAGGGAAUAAACGAGACAUCUGUAAACAACAGUGGAGCGUCUGUUCGUGAGAUGAGCCUCCUCUCUUUCUGUUGCUGGAGUGCACCCCAUGCCUCUAUUUUAAUUGAUUUAAUUAAUUCAGUUCAGAUUUCCUAUGGAGUCAAGAGUGCAUAAUAGGGCCUGGAAAUGAGAGACUGCAAGGUUUCCACAGUUGUAAUAAAAGGUCUCGUUUUUAACAAUUAAUGACAGCGAUCUGACUUCCUAGUGUGUCUGAAAGAGAACUCUCAGACUCCAUGUUGUCUUUGCUUAUUGUGGCGUGUAACAAUCAGAACAGUACAACAGAGGGUGGAUUUCACAUCUUGUGUACCCACAGAAACUGAGCACAGUGCCAAGCGACUUUCAGUCAAAUAAAUAUCAGGCUUGCAGCAGAACUGGAAGUCGUAACAAAAUUCACACGGAUGCUAGAUGAGUGCCGGCUCAGACUUUCCCGUCCCACUAACCUUUUAGGCGUUUCCCAGCUGUGUAUGAACAGACUUAUUCUGUCAUUUUGAUGCAUGCUUCUCUCAGUAACUCUUUUCAUGCAGAGGUUUUCCUGGGUGUGGUCUCUGUUGUAGCAACCUAAAACUAACCUUGCAUCUUGUAAUAAGGUCUCCUAAGACUAAAGAUAUGCAGCCCUGGAUUACAGCCACGACUGUAUGUAAAGAUCAACACAUCCCGUGAUGUUGUGAAGACUCAGUGUGCGCUGCUCUGACCUCGAUGUAAGAUAUAUAGACCGAGCCAGAAAUAUUCACAGCCCCUAUUGUCAUGAAUAGGGAAAUUAGCUUGUUGGGCAUUUUAACAUCCAGGGGCAAUGACCUGCUUUUGGAGCCAGUCUCAAGAGGCCAUUCAAGUAACUACUGUACUUUCAAGGUUGCCGCCUUCUUGGAACUUCACCAUUUCAUUUAACAUAUUAAAGUUGCAAUUUCACAAAGCAGGCCUCAAUUAUGUCCAAUUUAAAAUCAAAAUGAGACAAGUGGAGAUAUACCAUUACCCAACCUUUUUAAUUAACUCAGAUGAAUGAAGCUGAUCAUAUGUCUCUGUCUAUCUAUGGUUUCUCUCCUUUAUGAAGAGCAGAAAAAAAGCAGAUCCCAUUUUGUGGCCCUGAUUAAGAACACACGGAAAUGCUGAGUGAACAAUGAUGAACCCUUUUACUGAAGCCGUGAGUGUGCAGCGGUCUAUUUUAAAUCAGCAAAAUCUAAUUCUAAGAAAGGAACCAUUGUGAUGUGAUGUGAUGUGAUGUGAUGUGAAAACCUCGUUUGGAAUUGCUUCUUCCACUUGGGAAGGCACUGAGACAGUUAAUAGGGCGGCUUACAGUGCCUUAAAUUACUAGUAUAUGCUCUCUCAUUCAGCUGUUCUAAAAUGGGCAAGUUACAUUCAGCUGAACGUUGCACGUCAAUUCUCCAAGACGACUGGAAAACUUGGAUAAAGUUCUCGUAACUGCGGAUAUUUCUGGUGCAAUUAAUGUCGGUGUUUCCUUCGUUGUCCUUCAUUUGGUUCUGUCAUCAGUUUGUUCCUGACAGUUUUACAGAGCGACAGCUGGCUACCAACUAAAGUUACAUUUUAAAAAUGUCAAGGUUGCUCCUGCUUCUUCAGCUAAGGCUUUUUACUGUUGGGGAAGUUUCCACGUUCGUCCCUCGGUCUCUCUGAAGUGGUAUUGUCAGCAGUCCUCAGUGAAAGAAAGGGGCACAGCUGGCUGUGAGCUUUAAAGAAAAUAAAGACUAAAAUUGUAAAUGUCACAUUGCCUUUUCACACAGUGGCAUAUGGAAUAGACCAUUUCCCCGCCAAGUAUUAAAUUAAAUAUGGAAUGGAUUCAAUGCAGAUAUGCACAAAAAAAGACUCGAAUUAUGUCAAGAGAGCAUACUGAGAUACUGAUGUUAUUUUAACACUGAAACAAAUAAGCAGAGAGAUGUUCACAGAGACAUUUCCUCUAAGGAUAGUGCAGAGGAAGCUACUUGCAUUCAUGCUCAGUUAGAAACUGCGUCCUCUCUGCGUUUAUCUGUGAUUUACCAGUCUAUUAAUCUGCAAAUUCUUCCUCUGUGUGUUUGUGUGUACAAUAUGUCUGUAGUAUGCUCAGGCAAUACUUGUCUCCUUUUCAUGCACUUUACUGUACCUGGGUUGGUUUGGUGUCAGUUUUUGAAGUAAUCAAAUUCCAAAUAUUCUGCAGUGCAGGUCUGUUGACACGACUCGGUUCCAUCUUCUUCUCAGCAGUUUGGGUUGGACAAACUUCUCUCAUGCCGUAACAUUCAGCGUUAGAGACUUGAAGAAAGACUUGAGUUCGCUGCGGCUUCUCAUCGGCCCACGUGGCUGCUUGUAAAUUGGGACUCAUACAUAUUAGAGUUACAUUCACGUGUCACAGUGACGAGAUCCAUUCUCGGCAUAAACUGACAUGCAGUAAAUUGCUAUUGCUCAUAAAUGCGUACUGAAAUCUACACAUAGUUUCCUUUCUGUUGUCCCUAACGGCAUUGAUGCAUCAAGAAAUGGCAGGUUCUCACCAAGAGGUUGUCAUACGUCUUAUUGUUUUAGGCAUCAUCAUCCAUUCAUUGUCAUGACUCUCAUCUUUCACUAUCAUCAUGUGCUGCUGAACUUGAAGUAGUUGCAAAAGAAAAAAAAAAACAUUUUUGUACAGAAAUCUAUUUUUUAUGGAGAAUUUGUAAAAAAAAAAGAUACAAAGAAACAAUUAUUAAACAUGCUGUACUUUUUAUGACUAAUGAUGUAGGUACAACAAAAAAAGAUCUUGUUCAUUAAAGUCAAUGUUUUUACUGUUACACACCAUGUAAAAAUCUGAGUAUCAAAAAUCAGUACGUCAUAUGAUCUCUUUUGUCCUUUAUGGCUGCUUUUACACAGGAAGUUCAUUUUCUCAAUGAGUCACACCUGCACAUUUAUUAUUCACAGUCCAAAACAGUUUCAUUUUUUGUGUAACGGCUGCUUCUUUUGAAAAUAUGGUACAUGAUGUGGUGUUGCGUAAAACGAUUUUGGAUGGCUACUAAUAUGGCGGGAGAACUGGUAAUUCUUCAUGUUAAAAUAUUCUUUACUCAUAUAAAAAAAAAAAAAAAUUAAAAAAACAAUAGACACAAGCAAAACAGGUGUCAAUUGCAUUUAACUGCAUUUGUUGAUUGGUUGAAAAUGAUUGUAUUCUUGUGUAACAGCAGCCCUGUGUGGCUGAUCCUUAUGUCUAUAUCUGGGAGAGGGACGACUUUCACAGGCACAAAAGAUUUUGGAUGACUUGACCCCUUCAUGGCCCAAAAUUUGACCUCAUGUGUGUCUAAACAAGGAGACAUCUGGUUCUCCUUGCUUGGACAUUUAUCGGUAAGAGUUCUGGAGGCUCCUGUCUGGACUGGAAAAACGACACUGGUACUUUAUGUUUUGAACUAUGAGAUGGAAAAAUGGUGUUUUUCUGUCCUCCUGGGAAAUCAGGAGGGAGAAAUGUAAUGGUUAUAAAGGAUUUAAUAACAGUAUGUGAAUGCAGCCUCACAACCUGCUGUUAAAGAGACUCACAGUUUAUCUAUCAGCUAUUUUGAAGAUAUUAUUUGAGAAUAAAGUUUUUGAUACAAUA
Mugil cephalus (flathead mullet) is the source of this 18452-nucleotide messenger RNA. RefSeq names its product CUB and sushi domain-containing protein 1-like. Bases 377 to 11209 code for a protein of 3610 amino acids. The transcript is spliced from 75 exons. The record is from RefSeq and is a predicted model, not a curated record. NCBI's taxonomy places the organism in Eukaryota, Metazoa, Chordata, Actinopteri, Mugiliformes, Mugilidae.